AGCGCGCCGGGCGGUCGGGGGCGCGCCGCUCCUGCGAGAGACAUCUGCAGCCGUCGCCCGGCCGCGAGGAAGAUGGGGGACCCCCGGGACGUGGGCGACGUGAACUCCAACCUGCUCAUCGCCUCCGGCACGGGGGACUCGCAGCUGGACGAGGCGGUCGCGCAGUGGCUCACCUGGGACAAGAAUCCUAAAACAAGGGAGCAGAUCGAAAACCUGUUACGGAAUGGAAGGAAUAAGGAGCUGCGGGACCGUCUGUGCCGGAGACUGACCUUUGGGACCGCUGGGCUCCGCUCCGCCAUGGGGGCUGGCUUUUGCUACAUCAAUGAUCUUACCGUGAUCCAGUCGACACAGGGGAUGUACAAAUACCUUGAGAAAUGUUUCUCAGACUUCAAGCAGCGAGGUUUUGUCGUCGGCUAUGACACGCGAGGCCAGGUGACCAGCAGUUGCAGCAGCUUAAGACUUGCCAAGCUCACGGCUGCAGUCCUGCUCGCUAAGGGAGUGCCCGUCUACCUGUUCUCAAGAUACGUUCCAACACCUUUCGUGCCGUACGCCGUGCAGCAGCUCAGAGCAGUCGCUGGCGUGAUGAUCACCGCUUCCCACAACCGGAAGGAGGACAACGGCUACAAGGUGUACUGGGAAAACGGGGCUCAGAUCACAUCUCCGCAUGACAAAGAGAUCCUGAAAUGUAUCGACGAAUGUGUUGAGCCCUGGAAUGACUCCUGGAAUGAGAAUCUGGCGGACAGCAGCCCUCUCACCCGAGACCCUCUGCAGAAAAUAUGUGCGAGCUACAUGGAAGAUCUGAAAAAGAUCUGUUACCACAGGGAGCUGAACACAAAGACCCACCUGAAGUUUGUCCACACGUCUUUCCAUGGGGUUGGUCAUGACUACGUGCAGCUGGCUUUCCAGACGUUCGGCUUCCAGCCCCCCAUUCCAGUCCCCGAACAGAAGGACCCGGACCCAGACUUCUCCACGGUGAAGUGCCCAAACCCCGAAGAGGGGGAGUCCGUGCUGGAGCUGUCUCUGCGCCUCGCGGAGAAGGAAGCCGCCCGAGUGGUGGUGGCCACUGACCCGGAUGCGGACAGGCUGGCUGUGGCGGAGCGGCAGGAGAAUGGCCGUUGGAAAGUUUUCAGUGGCAAUGAGCUGGCAGCUUUGUUUGGGUGGUGGUUGUUUACUUGCUGGAAGGAGAACCGCUCGGCCGGCGCCGAUGUCGGGAACGUUUACAUGUUGGCCACUACCGUCUCCUCCAAGAUCCUGAAGGCCAUUGCGCUCAGAGAGGGGUUCCACUUCGAAGACACCCUCCCCGGCUUCAAAUGGAUCGGCAGCAGAGUGAAAGACCUCCUGGACAGCGGCAAAGAAGUCCUGUUUGCCUUCGAGGAAUCCAUCGGUUUCAUGUGCGGCACUUCGGUGCUGGACAAAGACGGCGUGAGCGCAGCCGUGGUGAUCGCUGAGAUGGCGGCCUGCCUGGAUGCCCGGGGCCGGACCCUGGCCCAGCAGCUGGCCGAGAUCUACAGAACGUACGGCUGCCACAUUUCCCGGACCUCUUAUUUCUUGUGCUACGAUCCUGCCACCAUCAAGAGGAUAUUCGAGAGGCUGCGGAACUUCGAUCUGCCCAACACGUACCCUGCCUGCUGUGGCACCUACGGCGUCCUGGACGUCCGGGAUGUCACCACGGGGUACGACAGCAGCCAGCCCGACAAGCGGUCGGUGUUGCCCGUGAGCAAAAACAGCCAGAUGAUCACCUUCACCUUCCAAAACGGCUGCGUGGCCACUCUUCGGACGAGCGGAACGGAGCCAAAGAUCAAGUAUUACGCAGAGAUGUGUGCCGCGCCAGAGCAGAGUGACACGGCCUUCCUGGAAGAAGACUUCGAGAAGCUCAUCGAUGCGCUGGUGGAGCACUUCCUGGAGCCCAGUAAGAAUGGACUGAUCUGGCGCUCGAUGUAGCCCCCCUCCUGCGAUCGGCUGGCAGAGCUGCCACUCCAUGCACUGUGUCACGUGGAACAAAGGAACCAAGACGAGAACUCCUGUUUGCAUUAAUUCGAUCUCCCUCUCUCGGUCUCCCUCUCCCUCUCUCUUUCGGUCUCUCUCUCUCUCUGUGUGCGUGUGUGUGUUUCCUAGCCAGUGUACCUAUAUGGAAGCAGUGCUCUUUUGCCAGCCUUCUGCCCAAGGUGGUAGGCAGCUUUGGGCAGGGCUGGGGGUCCCUGCCGGGGACGCGUGAUGCUGACCCGAGGGGAUCGCACAACCUCUUUCACCACCACACUAAGCAAGUGAAUAGAAACCCUUCGUGAUUGUUCAUGGGCUGCAUCUUGGAUGUCGGGUAUCUAGAUUCUUCGAUGUACCGCUGCCCUUGGCAGUGGGAAAACUCUCUCCAGGUGGAAGAAGAGAUGAUUCGGACUGGCAAAAAGUCCUGCUUCUUUGUAGCUCUUUUGAGUGUAGGAAUCUGUACUGUGAGUCUUAAUUUUUAUCAGUCCGUCAGUAGAAUCCAGUACUUCAGAUUUGCUAGUUCAAUCCGAGUUGUUUGGUAGCCAUACAUUUUCCUGCUAUUUAAAUCUCCUAUUCUGAAAGGUGCUUUUUGUGCAUCGGAUUCUUAUCUGUUUAUACGUUUACUGCCGUUUACUCGAUGUUUAAACAGCAGUGGCCAGCUCUGCUGCUGGAGGGGUGCUGUGUCUCAGGAUGAGAACGGGCCGGGUUGCCCACCUCGGGUCUCUUGGCCCCGGGAAAGCUGGCCUGCCGGACUUCCUGGCCACAAGGUAAUGAGCCUGCAUGCCAGCCGCAGGGUUCAAAGGGAUGCAAAAGGCCUCAGGAGAGCUAAAAAUGGACUUGCCGGGGCUGCCUUCACUCGCCUUGCGGAAAAGCCCCUCUGGGCGCUCCAGUUCACAGAGGGUCGUGACACAACGGCAAUUGAGUGGCUUGAGUCUAGAUGGCAUCCUGAAGAGACACCCCCUUCCACUUCAGUCUGCAAAUAUGCCUUCCCUACUUCUUUCCCAAGAGUGGUUAAAAUGGUAUCGCGGUUAAGAUGACUAGUGAUGGAGAUUGUUAGUUGCUUUUUAGGACAAAGAAGGUGAGCCUCAACAGUAUUUUAUUUCCGGGCCUGCUCCUUCCUGCUGCGUGCGCUGUCAGCUCUUCCCGGCAGUGCGCGUUAACCGGCAUUUGCUUCCAGACCAGCACAGGCAUUAUUUGGUACCACGGGGCCGGGGGGGGGGGCUGCAGAUUGAGAGCCAGAGCCUCCUCCGAAGAGAGGGGAUGUUUUUGGAAGGUCUUGGCGGGGCUGGGCGCCUCCAGAAGAGGUUGGGGUGUGGGGAGGGACGCCUGUGGGUCAGGGCUUUUCAUGCUCUCUGUGCUGGAGGCGCUCUUCCGCCGCCUGGGUGUGCCACAGAUGCAGGCCGUUUUCAGUCCAGUUGCCGGCACUGGGAGGGACUGGGAACGGCGCUGCUCCGUUCGGCGCGUGCGCAGCGGUGGGGGCCGCGAUUCCCUGCACGCCGGGCUGCUCCUUGCAGCAAGGUCUGGGGCACGGCAUUGCCAGGCGGGUAGCUAAGAGGCACCGGGGACGGGCAGCUGAGCUGCGCGCAAGGGAGGUCCCGGUGUGCCCCCCCGCGGUGCCUGCCGAUUGCGCUUCCACGCUCGAUGCUUGUUUCACGCUCCUCUUUGGGCAGCGCCACUUAGGGCGGCUGAGUUCUUGCCGAAGUGAAGUGGGAACCCGUGCCUGGGUCACACCCAGACGAGGGGUACUGCGGCUGGUGGCCUAGUUGCACACUCCGUGCGUCUCCAAAGCACGUUUUCUCACGAGGAGGCAUACUGGCAUAUUUUAUGUUGAGCGUGGAAGCUGGUGGGGCUGUUGCAGCUUAGCCUCGCCCUGCCGCUGGCCUCCGUCCCUCCUUUUUCCUGGAGGCCCCUUUUGGCCGAAGCUGGCAAGAUGAUGGAGGGAGCGUCUCCCGCCAGGCCGUUGGCGCGGGGACUGCAGUGGUGCCAACAUCACCAGCCGAUCCUGGUUUCCUGCGAAUGAGCCGUGCAGCCAUGCACACACGGCCUCCCCCGCGCACAAGCGCGCAAGGGGAGCUUUCCGUGAUGCCUGGACCCGGGCCUGCGGCCUGCGUCCAAACAAGCCAGAACUUGCAAGCCAGCAAGCAGCUCUGCUUUGCGCCCGAGUUGCAGCCUGGCUCGUUUGGGCACAGGCGGGCAAGGUGCCUGCUCACAUUCCUCGCAUCCUCUCACCCAGAGGUAGAAGUGAGGCAGCCCGCGCCGGAGCCUCGCUUGCUCUCGGUAGACCUGGGUGGGUCCCCAGUCCCAGCCGGGGCUUUUGGGGGAGCGGUGCCGCCUGGCGCUCUUCCGGCGGCUUUGUGCGGUACCCGCGUCGUAGCUGAAUGUAUGCGGAUAGCAGGGCGCUGCUGGGUUUGGACGAGAGGCGUGGAGCGCCGUUCGGCAGGAGUGCCCCCUUGGCAUUUCCGUGGGGCUUGUGCAAGGGGUGUUCCUGGGGGACUUCGCCCUGGAUUUACAUGCAAUAUUUAUUUAUUUAUUCUUAUUUAAAGCAAAAUGCCUUCCAGAUGGCCCAUACCUUUAAGUGAAACUUCUUGAAUGUCGAACCUCCCCCAUUUUUUUUACUCUCUCGUUUUUCUUUUUCAUUUACUGUAUAUUUGAAAGUGCUGCCGUGUAGAGAGGAAAAAUUAUGAGGAAGCCCUAACAUGGCGAUUUCCAUUCGUGUGCUGGAAGGCAUCCCAAGAAAGUUGGGCUUGCUCUUUGCCUCUUGGAAGUUCUGUCAUCCGUGGUGCCCACCCUGAAGCGUGCCGCUUGGGUACAGAAGGAGCCAAACUGAAUGGCUUAGUGAUUGCGGAAGGAAGGUUCUCCCCCGUAGCGUGAACAAAUAAAUGUACCGCAGUAAGGUUUUGGUUUAAUUUGUGAGUGCUCUCUCCAUACAGCAGCCUUCCCUUUGGGCUGCGGCAGCCACAGUUCCCGUGGCCGUUCGGCCAGCGAGGGGGCUGCAGUCCACUGCAUGGGGGGGGGGCAUCGGGAUGGGGGAGGUGGCUGCUGAGCCUGGUCCUCUGAGCUCGCUUGGCAGGGCAAGCACGCUGGCAGUUGCGAAGAGCGCUGCUCUUUCCUGGACUUCCACGGGGAGGAGGACCCUGUGCCUGUGCGAGGCGAAGACCACCGCCGCUCUGCUUUGUCCAGUGGCGUGAGAUGGCCGACCGGUGGAGGCUUUUCAUUGCUCUGAUCUGCUGCUGUGGGGAUGCUUUCCACUGAUCAGAAUGUUGGAAACCCGAUUCCAUUCGGGAAGCCUCUUUGCUCCCCUCCCCUCCUCUCCCCUCCCCUCCCCAACUGGCUUCUCGCGGCAGCAUCGUGGCCCUGCGGCUCCAUGGGCCCCCUGCACCUUUCCGUUGGGGGGCCUCUUGCCAGAUGGCAGGAAUACCCACAGUCAGGCCCGAAGGACAGCUUCCUCGGCUGCCCCGUCAGAGGCGCAGUGUGGCUUCUUUGCGACGCAUCUUCUGGGUGAGGCGCUGGUGUGGCACGGCUUUGCCAGUUGAGUGUGCAAUGACAAUUGAUCGGGUGGCGGCUGUUCUCCUCCGAUCCUGCAUUUCUUUGCUUUAAUUUCCUUUGUUCUGGACUGUUAAGACAAUCUUCUGUCUCAUGAAAUCCUGUAGCAGAGCCCCCUUUGCUCUCUCUCCAUGCAAUUAAGAUACCGGCCGUGACAAACGCACCGGGCCCCCACACCGCAUGUCCCAGGGGCUCCGUGUGCCACUUGGCCGUGGAACGAGCUGGGCGGCCACUUUCCUGCCCAGCAAGAAGCGCUCUGGACGGUCCUCCUCCUCUUUUCUGCUGGGGCAGCGCAUGGAGGCCCCUGCACUUGGCGUGGGCGCCAGCAGCCCCCUCUGCUCCGCCAGGCUUCUACCGAGGCUGCCGGCAAAGCCGCUCACGUGCAGCGGCUGUGCAAUGCACCGGACUGCGUUUUGGCGGGCCCUCGCGGCCACUGGGGGGCAUCCGGCUGUGGGCGGCACGUGUGCAAGGAAGCGGUGGCCGGGGAAGCCCCUUUUCCCAGCCCUGGCCGUAGGUGCGCUGCAAAGGAGCCUCUGGAGCUGCCGGGGCCCGUCCAGCUGGCGUUGCCCAGCGCCCGACGCCACCCGGGUGGUGGCGGGAGCGGGAAGGGCUUGGCGCAGGGGCCUGGCUGUGGCUGGAGGGUCCCGCAGAUGCUGGCGGCCCCUUUGGGCGCACCCUUCCAGCCCAGGGAGCGGAACUCUUCGUCAUCUUGGAAUGGCCCUGCUUCUCACGGCCGCGAAAGAUGCUCCUGGCCAGGUGUGCCCGCACCCAUCGCUCAGGUGUGUCGGGGCGUGUGGCGCAUGCACCCAGCUACAAAAUACACCAUGCAGAAACCAGAAGGAAGCGAGCUAUUCUGCAAAUCGCUCCGCCAGCUUUCCAGCCCAGUUUGCAGCCCAUGUGGCCUGAAGGGCGGGGGGUUUUAACCCGGGCACCAUCCAGUCUGUGGCAUGGCUUUCAGGGCACUCUCUCUGCAUUCCCCCCACUGGGAUGAGCGAAUCACCACAAUCUUGGCCCCUCAUCAGUGAAACUUAAUUACUGCCAGAGAACCUGUUUGUUAUCCUUCUGUACUUUCAAAUGUGCUUUUCUGCCUAAGAGACAAUGGGUGUAUUGUAAGCGUGGACUGAAAAUUUGCACUUUUAUUUCUGUUGGACGUUGUUUGUGUCUGGAUUAUGACAUGGAUUUAAUUCAAUGAAGUGUUAAGUGAAUAAAGCAUUCUCUUCAUAGA
This is a messenger RNA of Varanus komodoensis (Komodo dragon), 6748 nucleotides long. It is a transcript of the gene PGM2L1, whose product is annotated as phosphoglucomutase 2 like 1. Lineage: Eukaryota; Metazoa; Chordata; Lepidosauria; Squamata; Varanidae. Gene Ontology annotation, biological process: carbohydrate metabolic process. The record is from RefSeq and is a predicted model, not a curated record. The transcript has 15 exons. The coding region runs from base 73 to 1941 and encodes 622 amino acids. Gene Ontology annotation, molecular function: glucose-1,6-bisphosphate synthase activity; intramolecular phosphotransferase activity.